GGGGACGCGGAGCUGAGAACACCAGUUUGGGAGGAACAGCAAAGAGAGUUAAGGACAAAAACUGAUGGACCAUUACAUCUUCCGAAAUGAGCCUUUUCACACUUUGCUACUGGAAAAUUACAUGUCCUGAAGAGAGAAGAAUUCAGUGCUGGACUGUCCUAAACACUACCCAUGGUGCAGCUUCCGAGAACAGCUUGAUUUCUGUGACUUGAAGAGGAGGCACAUGUGCAGUGAGCCAAGAGGACAUGGGCUUCCAGUGCAUCUGGAACAAUGAUCAGGUACUGGGCCCAAGCGUUACAUGUGAGUUGUGUCCUACAAAUGCUCUGAGCACCCCCUCGGGCCGUCUCCUUGAUGCACACUCACGGCAUCAUGGCCAGCACUCAGGAGCGCCUGAGCCUGUCUUCCUCUCCCAGCUCCAUCGGCAAAGCGUUCUGUGAGGACAGAGACUUGGGGAGGUUCCCCGAGGAGCACCCCGCUGCCGGGAACCACCCGUCCCCGGAGCUGCUGGAGGACGUUCGGGAGCGGGGCUCGCCGCCGGCCGAGCUGCUGGAGGGUGUGAGCAGCCCGGGCACGGCGGCCGUGCUGACCAGCAUCAGCGAGGACGCCCGGGACCAGUUUGAGAACAGCGUGCUGCAGCUGCGAGAGCAGGACGAGCCCGAGCCGGGGCUCCCGCAGGGCACGCGCAGCCCUGGGGACGGGGACACCAACGGGGCCACCGACGAUGUCAAGGUCCAGUUCAACCGCACGGGCAGCGGCAGCGGCGGCUUCCUCGAGGGGCUCUUCGGGUGCCUGCGGCCCGUGUGGAACAUCAUCGGCAAGGCCUACUCCACGGACUACAAGCUGCAGCAGCAAGACACGUGGGAGGUGCCGUUCGAGGAGAUCUCGGAGCUGCAGUGGCUGGGCAGUGGGGCACAGGGAGCUGUCUUCCUGGGGAAAUUCCGGGCCGAGGAGGUGGCCAUCAAGAAAGUGAGGGAUCAGAACGAGACGGACAUCAAGCACCUGCGGAAGCUCAAGCAUCCCAACAUUAUUGCCUUCAAGGGAGUUUGCACCCAGGCCCCGUGCUACUGCAUCAUCAUGGAAUACUGUGCCCACGGGCAGCUCUACGAGGUGCUGCGGGCCGGCAGGAAGGUUACCCCACGGCUGCUGGUGGACUGGUCCACAGGGAUUGCCAGUGGCAUGAACUACCUGCACCUCCACAAAAUCAUCCAUCGAGACCUCAAGUCACCAAAUGUUUUGGUUACACACACAGAUGCAGUAAAGAUUUCAGAUUUUGGUACGUCUAAAGAGCUCAGUGAUAAAAGUACCAAAAUGUCCUUUGCGGGGACAGUGGCGUGGAUGGCCCCGGAGGUGAUACGGAACGAGCCUGUCUCCGAGAAGGUGGACAUCUGGUCAUUUGGAGUGGUUUUGUGGGAGCUGCUCACAGGGGAGAUUCCCUACAAGGAUGUGGACUCUUCAGCCAUCAUCUGGGGAGUGGGCAGUAACAGCCUCCACCUUCCUGUCCCUUCCACCUGCCCAGAUGGCUUCAAAAUCCUCAUGAAGCAAACCUGGCAGAGCAAGCCCAGGAACCGUCCGUCCUUCCGGCAGACACUGAUGCACCUGGACAUUGCCUCUGCUGAUGUGCUGGCUACUCCUCAGGAAACCUACUUCAAAUCCCAGGCUGAAUGGAGAGAAGAAGUGAAGAAGCAUUUUGAGAAAAUUAAAAGUGAAGGAACUUGUAUCCAUCGGCUGGAUGAAGAAUUGAUUCGCCGUCGAAGAGAAGAGCUGAGACAUGCAUUAGAUAUCCGUGAGCACUACGAGAGGAAGCUGGAGCGAGCCAAUAACCUGUACAUGGAGCUCAGUGCUAUCAUGCUGCAGCUGGAGGUGCGGGAGAAGGAGCUCAUCAAGAGGGAGCAAGCAGUGGAAAAGAAAUACCCUGGGACUUACAAACGCCAUCCAGUCAGACCAAUAAUCCACCCCAACACAGUGGAGAAGUUGAUGAAGAGGAAAGGGGUCUCUCAUAAACCAGGCAGCCAGACCAAACGGCCAGAUCUUCUGAAGUCAGAGGGCAUACCCAGCACAGAAGCAGCAUCCAAUGGCUCCCCAGUCUCAGGAAGUCCCAAGAUGUCAACCCUGAGUGGCAAAGGCCGGUACCGCAGCAAGCCCCGGCACCGCCGGGGGAACAGCAAAGGCAGCUACAAUGAAUUUGCAGGGAUCUUGAAAAACCAGCCGGCGCAAGACGAUGUCCCCCAGCCCGGCCCUCCCCAGGCUCCCCACGCGCCCGGAGCGCCGCAGCAGGGCCAGCACUCGCGGCCGCACGCCCACGGGCAGGACAUCGCCACCUGCGCCAACAACCUGCGGUACUUCGGCCCCGCGGCCGCGCUGCGCAGCCCCCUCAGCCAGCACGCCCAGCGCCGCGUGUCCGGCUCCAGCCCCGACCUCAUCUCCACCGCCAUGGAGGCCGACUGCCGCCGCGGCCUGGACAGCAAGGGCAGCCCGGCCGAGCGCUGGGAGUGCUGCCCGGCGGAUCCCUACGACCCCUGCCUGCAGUGCAGGGAUGAGGACAGUGGCCAGGCACAGAUGGCGCAGUCCGCUGAGCCGGGGGGGAGCCGCCCCCAGUCGCCCGCCUCCCUCUACGAGAGCACGCAGUUCAUGGAGAAGCUGGAGGAGCAGGGCACAGCCGCCUCUGCCUUGGGCACUCCCCAGCACUUGGCUUCCUCAGGGCUGCCCUGCAAAGCAAGAUCCCUCCAAAAGAGUGGGGACGAGUCUUCAGAAGAGGAGGAGGGUGAAGUUGACAGUGAAGUGGAGUUUCCUCGUAGACAAAGACCCCAUCGCUGCAUCAGUAGCUGCCAGUCCUACUCAACCUUCAGCUCUGAGAACUUCUCUGUGUCGGAUGGAGAGGAGGGGAACACAAGUGACCACUCAAACAGCCCAGAUGAGCUGGCCACCAAGCUAGAGGAUGAGCUGGCUGAGAAGCUGGAGGACAUGUUGUCCCAGACUCCAGAGAUCCCCAUUGAAAUCUCCACGCAGUCGGAUGGGCUUUCGGACAAAGAGUGUGCUGUGCGGAGGGUUAAGACUCAGAUGUCUCUGGGCAAACUUUGUGCAGAUGAACACAGCUGUGAGAACCCACCACAGUUUGGAGAAUCAGACUGUGACUCUUCUGAAGGGGAGUGUUCUGAUGCCACAGUCAGGACCAAUAAGCCCUGCAGCUCUGCUACUUGGUAAUACAGAUCUCCCCCAAAGCUUCCUGGUACUGGCAUUUUGAUUUCCCUGAGAUUCCACUUCAUUCCCCUUCAUCACACUUUACAGGAAGAGAAGAUGCUUCUCCUUCCCACCCCAGGAGUGAUUUGCAAU
This is a messenger RNA of Cinclus cinclus, 3330 nucleotides long. RefSeq names its product mitogen-activated protein kinase kinase kinase 13 (gene MAP3K13). Gene Ontology annotation, molecular function: ATP binding; JUN kinase kinase kinase activity. Gene Ontology annotation, biological process: JNK cascade; protein autophosphorylation. The transcript is spliced from 16 exons. The coding region runs from base 352 to 3201 and encodes 949 amino acids. Lineage: Eukaryota; Metazoa; Chordata; Aves; Passeriformes; Cinclidae. The record is from RefSeq and is a predicted model, not a curated record.